AUGCCGCUGCAAGCGUACGGCAUGGAUUUUCAGGUGCGCCUUCCAGCGUUGCCUCCUGCCCGCAGAGAGUGGCAGCUGGAAUCUGGAGAAGGCUUCGAAAUCGAUGUUUCGGGAUGUGCGGCAUUGGGCCCUGGACAGGCAUGUCUCACUGGCUGCCGAUCUCCAUUUGUGGGAGUCAAUAUCAUCGGCUGGCCGGCCCGUUACUUGUUUCGAGAGAUGCGGCCAUGGACAGAGUGGGCGAUCAUCACAGCCAGCAUGGGAUGGAGAUGA
Molecule: messenger RNA, 270 nt
Organism: Symbiodinium natans
Lineage: Eukaryota; Dinophyceae; Suessiales; Symbiodiniaceae
Source: the annotation of a GenBank genome assembly